AUGAAAAUCUCGCCUACUCCUUCAUCCUGGGGUGCUUCCCUCAGGCUUCCCAGCACGCUCGGCCACGGCGGAGAAGAAGGCGUGGAAGACCAUCCUGUGGAGGUGGAGGUGGAUCCGAUGCAGAAUGGGCUCGCCGAGUUGCGUGCCUCCAUCCGAUGCGCCACCGACGGUCUCGUUCUCUUCCAGGAGUGCGACUCGGACGCCACGGUCGCAGCGUCGUUUUCACGCCAUUCUUCCACAAAUAAUAGCUCAUUCCCUCCGACAGUCGGCGAGAACAUCCCACGAAUCCGCUUCAGUUUCUCCUUCUCCUACUCACUCGCAAUUUCAACUUCCUCAACCAGCGAUUUCCCGACGACAACCCUCCUCACGACAUGA
Messenger RNA from Striga asiatica, 375 nucleotides. Lineage: Eukaryota; Viridiplantae; Streptophyta; Magnoliopsida; Lamiales; Orobanchaceae. The record is from the annotation of a GenBank genome assembly.